Molecule: messenger RNA, 4999 nt
Organism: Passer montanus (Eurasian tree sparrow)
Lineage: Eukaryota; Metazoa; Chordata; Aves; Passeriformes; Passeridae
Gene: DENND2B
Product: DENN domain containing 2B
Exons: 22
Coding region: 922-4290 (1122 amino acids)
Biological process (GO): positive regulation of ERK1 and ERK2 cascade
Source: RefSeq, a predicted model, not a curated record
CCGCCGCCUCGCUCGGCCUCCGCAGGUGCUGUGGGUGCUCGGGAAGGCGCGGCGGCUCCCCGGUGCGCAGCUCCCUGCCGGGAGCCGCCUGCCCCGCGCCCGGCGCAGGAAGCGCGCCUCCCGCACUCCUCCUUCCUUCCGCUCUGCCCCGCAAGCGGCUCUGCCCCGAGAGGAGCCCAGCGCUCGGAGUGUUUUAAAUAAAAACCGAGCGGUAUCGCCCCACGCGAGGAGGAAGGCUGUCACUCAGGGAGCUCGCUCCUCUCCUCCUCCUGUGCCCAUCGCAUCUCCCCGCGGAGCAGCCGGCCUGCCUGGCUGCUCCCCUCCCUCCCGCCUGUCCGGGACCCGGGUUUGGGGCUGGGGGAGGCGGUGCCCACCCCUCCGCGGGGCCGGGGCCGGGGCGAGCGCUGCCGGCGGGAGCGGUGCUCGCUCGGCAGCCCGGGGCUGCAGCCCGGGCCGGGCUGCGCUGGGGGAGCAGGUUUCUUUGUUGGCUGCCGGGUGACUGGUUCCCAUUAAUCUCCCGCACUGGUCGUGGCCGUCUCCACUUCCUGCCUUCGCAUACUUCUCUCUCCCUCGAUCUCAGUCCCUUCCCACCCCCUUCCCUCCCCCCUUUCUUUCCCUCUUCCCAGCUUCUCCAAAAAAGCUACAACCGCCCGGGCUGCGGGACGGGGGCUGCAGGCGGCCGGCGGAGGGAGCGCAUCCCUGCGCACCUCGAAACAUGAAAGAAUACAGGAAGUCCUGCAUGACCUUAUGAAUACCUGUGCUAAUUAAGUCACUGACUUGGUACUGGGAGAACAGCAAGAUGGCAAAGGUCAGUGCUGUGGGAGCUGAACCCUUUCCUUGGGAAAGCGCCUCUGCUGAUGGCUGUGGAUACCUGUGACUGAGCCAUAGGUGGGAAGAUAUCCACGUUUCUAGAAAGCAGAAAUGACCAUGACUGCCAACAAGAACAGCAGUGUCAACAGCAGAGCAGGAGGGAGUAAAGUGCCCCAGGACACUCUGGAUAGGUGCCAGUCAGCCACUCCGCCGCCCCUGCUGUCCCCUCAAAGAAGCCCUGCCUACCCCCUCAGCGACAGUGAGGACUCCUCCCGCUCCACUGGGCUCUCCAGAGUCUCCAGCUCCAGGCUGUGCCUCAAGGAGUGGAACAGCCGCACGUCCACGCUGCGCAGCACCUCCACGAGCCCAUCGGACACCGAGUCGCCGAGUCGCCCCCUCAAAGCCAUCAGCGUGGGCGCUCUGGAUAAAAGGCUCUCCGUGUUCAAGGCUGACCAAAAGGAGAGUCCAAACGAGGCUCGGGAUGGGGAAGCGGUAGGGAGUCAUCCACUCGCCCGGAGCACUCUGUCCUUGGGCACUGCCACCAAACUGAGGACCCUCUCCAGCAGCAGGGUGAGCGUGCGCUCGCAGGCGCUGGACAUCAGGCAGAAGAUCACAGAAUGGGAGUGCCGCCGGGAGCUGUCCCCCAGGGCCAGCGUGUGCAUGGACAAGAGGGAUGCUGGGGAGAGGUCGGGCAGUGAGAGCUGCCCCAGCGUGCUGACCUCUCCCUGCAGCGACAAGACAUUUGAUUUCAAAGGGCUCAGAAGAAUGAGCCGAACAUUUUCCGAGUGCUCUUACCCGGAAACAGAGGAGGAGGAACUGCUGGACAGGGAUUCCUGCCAUCGGUUUGAAAAGAGACCAGGCAGGAGCGAACCUCCUUCUGCCACUUUCCUUAAGAGCCAUGUGAGGAAAGAGUCCUCUGCUGUGCUCAACAGAAUCCAGAAGAUCGAGCAGGCACUGAAGGAGCAGUCGGGCAGAGGCCUCCCCCAGUUACCAAGUAGCUGCUACAGCGUUGACAAAGGGAGGAAAAAGUCUGGGACUCCGACUACUGUGGAGGGACUGAGCGAAACCCUGAGCGAGAGCAAAGGCGGGGGUGUUAUUUUGGGGAGCGAACCAGAAACGCCUCCUGAGGCCGAGAAAAGCAGUAAAACAAAACAGGGCGUCAGUGUGAACUCAGCGGGCCCCAGAGCGCUCCUGGAAAGCGCGCCCAACAGCGCCGUGAACCCCGUCCCCAAGCCCAAACGCACCUUCGAGUACGAGGCAGACAAGUCCCACAAGAGCAAACCAAGCAAUGGCCUACCUCCAUCUCCCACCCCUGCUGCUCCUCCUCCCCUGCCGUCCACUCCCGCGCCCCCCGUCACUAGAAGGCAGAAGAAGGAGUCGCGCUUUCACCGAAAAUCCCAGAAUAGAAAAUCCUUUGAGUUUGAGGAUGCCUCAAGCCUGCAAUCCCUGUACCCUCCCUCCCCGACUGAAAAUGGAACCGAGAGCCAGCAUAAAUUUGGAUCCAAGAGCACUUUAGAAGAAAAUGCCUACGAAGACAUUGUAGGCGAGUCACCCAAGGAAAACCCGUACGAGGAUGUGGAGCUGAAAGGCCGUCACGGGGGGCGAAAAUCCCAUCAGCUGUCCGAGAACUCCCUAGAUUCCCUGCCCAGGAUGUGGACGGCGCAGAGCAGGAAAUACCCGGCGGCGGCUCCGCAGCUGCCCUCGAAGGCCAGCAGCCACUCCCUGCGCGUGGGGAACUGGUCCGAGAGGAAGAGCCACCGCCUGCCGCGGCUGCCCAAGCGGCACAGCCACGAUGACAUGCUGCUGCUGGCCCAGCUGGGCAUCCCCUCGUCCCCCUCCAGCCUCACCGAGGACAGCCUGAGCACCGCCAGCGAGCUGCUGUCCACGCGGCGUGCCAGGAGGAUCCCGAAGCUUGUCCAAAGAAUCAAUUCCAUCUACAGUGCAAAAAGAGGGAAAAAACGACUGAAGAAACUUUCUAUGUCCAGUAUUGAGACAGCUUCCCUACGAGAUGAGAACAGCGAGAGUGAGAGUGACUCAGAUGACAGGUUUAAAGCUCACACCCAGCGCCUGGUGCACAUCCAGUCAAUGCUGAAGAGGGCUCCAAGCUAUCGCACCCUGGAACUGGAGCUGAUUGAGUGGCAGGAGCGGGAGUUAUUUGAGUAUUUUGUGGUAGUGUCCCUGAAAAAGAAGCCCUCUAAAAACACUUACCUGCCAGAAGUGACAUACCAGUUUCCCAAGCUGGAGAGACCAACCAAGCAGAUGCGGGAAGCAGAGGAGCGCCUCAAGGCUAUCCCACAGUUCUGCUUCCCUGAUGCCAAGGACUGGCUCCCCGUCUCUGAGUACAACAGUGAGACCUUCUCUUUCAUGCUGACUGGGGAGGAUGGGAGCCGGCGCUUCGGGUACUGCAGGAGGCUCUUGCCCAAUGGAAAAGGCCCACGCCUACCUGAAGUUUACUGUGUCAUCAGCCGCCUGGGGUGCUUUGACUUGUUUUCUAAGAUCCUGGAUGAGGUUGAAAGGAGAAGGGGAAUAUCUGCGGCCCUGGUUUAUCCAUUUAUGAGAAGUCUGAUGGAAUCUCCUUUUCCUGCACCUGGAAAGACAAUCAAAGUCAAAACCUUCCUGCCUGGAGCUGGAAAUGAGGUCAUCGAGCUGCGGCGGCCCAUGGACUCCCGCCUGGAGCACGUGGACUUCGAGUGCCUCUUCCGGUGCCUGAGCGUGCGGCAGAUCAUCCGCAUCUUCGCCUCCCUCCUGCUCGAGCGCCGCGUCAUCUUCGUGGCGGACAAGCUCAGCACCCUGUCGAGCUGCUCCCACGCUGUAGUGGCCCUGCUGUACCCCUUCUCCUGGCAGCACACCUUCAUUCCUGUCCUGCCCUCGUCCAUGAUCGACAUCGUGUGCUGCCCUACCCCCUUCCUGGUGGGACUGCUUUCCAGCUCCCUGCCCAAACUCAAGGACCUGCCUGUAGAGGAGGCUUUGAUGGUUAACCUGGGCUCUGAUCGAUUCAUCAGACAGAUGGAUGAUGAAGACACACUAUUGCCUAGAAAAUUGCAAGCUGCUCUGGAGCAGGCUCUAGAGAGAAAGAAUGAACUGAUAAAUCAGGAUUCAGAUAGUGAUUCAGAUGAUGAAUGUAACACCCUGAAUGGAUUAGUGUCUGAGGUUUUUAUCCGAUUCUUUGUGGAGACAGUUGGCCAUUAUUCCCUGUUCCUAACCCAGAAUGAAAAAGGAGAGCGUGCCUUCCAAAGGGAGGCUUUCCGUAAAUCGGUGGCCUCCAAGAGUAUCCGCCGCUUCUUGGAAGUUUUCAUGGAAUCCCAAAUGUUCGCUGGCUUCAUCCAGGACAGAGAGCUGAGGAAAUGCAGGGCUAAAGGGCUCUUCGAGCAGAGGGUGGAACAGUAUUUGGAAGAGCUCCCGGACACGGAACAAAGCGGAGUAAACAAGUUCCUGCGAGGCCUCGGUAACAAAAUGAAGUUCCUUCACAAGAAGAACUAGCUCCUUCCUGCUGAAACACCAACCCCAGACCUAUUUAUGGCACCGGCGGCGCUGGAGUGCGGAGCGGGAGGAGAGUGGAGCCAGCUGGGGCAGCCCCAGGAUGACCCGUGGGUGCUGUGUCAGCGUGCCUCGAGAUGGCUCCUCCGUGGUUUUGGGCAGAGUUUGUACAUAAUGUGCUGUAAGCUUUUGUAACUGAUUUUGUAAUGAGCGAGAAAACUGUGGUAAAUAUUUGUAUAUUCCUGAGAAUACCAGGUGCUUGUUUUUUUUUCUUUAGUAUGAGUUGAGUUAUGCUUGGUGCAGAAACGAGUAGGUGAUUUUGUGCAGCUGACUGUCUCAGCAGAACCACUGACUUCCAGGGAUGUUUGAUGCCUGAACGCUGCGGGGUGAAUGAGCUCGGGUACGUGGGAGAGGUUGUACGCACGGGGCUGCUCUCGUGCGCACAGGCACUUCUCUGUCUGUCUGUCUGUCUGUUUCCUUCGAGCUGAUUUUCAAGGAGAAAUAACACAGUAACUUGAUAAUGAGGUACUUGGUUCGCAUUACAGAACCUCUGGUUUGAAGUCUGGUCAGUAAACCCCUUCUAACCCACUGUGCACUAGGAUGCUAAGCCUGGGGGAUCGCAGCUCUCUGCCACGCAAGCUGCAGCGAGUAGGUACAGUGCAGCCUGUCCUAAUGUAUGUAUGGAUGGAUCCCAAUAAACUCUGUAAAUAGA